Molecule: messenger RNA, 681 nt
Organism: Amphimedon queenslandica
Lineage: Eukaryota; Metazoa; Porifera; Demospongiae; Haplosclerida; Niphatidae
Exons: 3
Coding region: 10-642 (210 amino acids)
Source: RefSeq, a predicted model, not a curated record
CUAACUUCAAUGAAGAUGCCUGAAAUAAUCAAGCAGAUCCUCUCAGUAGUUCCUCUUGCAGUACUUCUAUUGUCAUUGGGAGCUGCUGGUAUUUCUCUUGGUCUCCUUCAGGCUAACACUGAUAAUGGGGUAAGAUGCUUUUUCUUCGUUUCUUAUGCUCAAGCUAUGAACUCAAGUCUGGUAAAUUAUAAUGUACCCACUUGUCAGCUAAGUAUAGCAAGUGCUACCAUUGCUACAAUAUGUCUGGCUCUGCUAACUGCCAUUGAGCUAAUCAGUGUUUCAUUUCAAAUAUAUGUCAAAAGGUUGAUUGCUAACAUUAUUCAAGCUGGAUUCUUUGUUGGUUCUAUUUUGUUCCUAUUCAUUACCAUGAUUGUGGUUUCAGCUGGUUGGGGAAAGACCUGUGCUACAUACAGGAACAUAACAAGCUCAGGUGGUACUUCAAAUUCAGCCUUUAACAUUGACUGCACUGGACCACAAUAUAUCUCUGAUGUUGGACCUUUUGCACCAAAUGGUGCAGAUUUCAUUACAGCUGCUGUAUUUGCUGGUGUUGGUGCUGUAUCAGCUAUUGGAGCUUUUUGCUACUUAAUUGUGAAGCUGAUGAGGAGGCAAAAAGAUGAUAAUGAAGCUACUCCAAAAAACUGAACACUGACUAUAAAUGUCCAUUGGCUCUGAUUGCUGAUU